Messenger RNA from Oreochromis niloticus (Nile tilapia), 4561 nucleotides. RefSeq names its product zinc finger protein 227. The record is from RefSeq and is a predicted model, not a curated record. Lineage: Eukaryota; Metazoa; Chordata; Actinopteri; Cichliformes; Cichlidae. Bases 1 to 4488 code for a protein of 1495 amino acids. The transcript is spliced from 8 exons. Gene Ontology annotation, biological process: regulation of transcription by RNA polymerase II. Gene Ontology annotation, molecular function: DNA-binding transcription factor activity, RNA polymerase II-specific; RNA polymerase II cis-regulatory region sequence-specific DNA binding.
AUGACCUUACUUCGGGACCUGAGACAGUUUAUUAACGGCCGACUAACUGCUGCUGCUGAAGAAAUAUUCCUGGAGUUUGAAAAAACGAUCGUCCAGUACGAGGAAGUGAUCGACCGUCAGCGCAGACUGCUGGAUAUCACCUGGAAGCCUCAGAUAAAGCUCCACAGAAUAGACCUCCCACAGCACCAUGACUCCACCAGGGAGAAACUCCCUACAGACCAGGAGAAGCUCUCCAGCCUGGAGCAGGAGUCACAACAUGAUCGUAAUAAGGACGAGGCUCCUUCUGAACAGGAGAACUCCAGCCUGAAGCAGGAUCCUCCUCAGCAACAUGACUGUAAUAAGGAACAGGUUCUUCCUGAGCAGGAGGGGAACUCCAGUCUGGAGCAGGAGCCUCUACAGGUUAAAGAGGAAGUGGAAGAACUCUACGCCAGCCGGGCGGAAGCAGCGCCGCCGCAGAUUAAAGAGGAGCAGGAGGAGCUCUCCACCGGCUACGAGGCAGAGCACCUUAUAUUGAAGGACGAGGACGAUACCUUAAUGGUGACUCUUACCUACGGGGAAAGUGACAGUGAAACCGAGCCAAUCAGCGAGCAGCUCCUGUCUCACAACCCGCCUGCAGCCGAGAGCCGUGAUCAGGAAGAGAGCACGAACGUAGCCUCGGGAUCCGGUGCAGACGCAGAGCCAAAGCCAACGAAGAGACUCGCUAAAAGCAGAAGUCACAGUGACAGUGCAGAGCGCGCACCCAUGUCAGAGAGUCAGGGUAAUACAGACGCAGGUAAAAAGCCUUUGCAAUGUUACGUUUGUGAGAAAGUUUUUAAGGACAAGUCCCAAAUAAAAAGACACGUCAGGAUCCACACGGGCGAGAAGCCGUUCGCGUGCAGCACCUGCGGGAAGAGGUUCUAUCAGAUUUACUUACUGAAAUAUCACGAAAGGACUCACACGGGCGAGAAGCCGUACUCCUGCAAAAUAUGUGGGAAAAAGUUCAGGUGUAGCGACAGUCUGUUGGUCCACAUGAGAAUCCACACGGGCGAGAAGCCGUACGGGUGUAAAACGUGCGGGAAGAGAUUCAUCUGCACGUCAAAUCUGAAAAGCCACACGAGAAUCCACACAGGCGAGAGGCCGCAUUCCUGCAAAACCUGCGGGAAGAGCUUCACUCAGAGGGGCAGCCUGACCGUCCACAUGAGGACGCACACAGGCGAGAAGCUGUAUUCCUGCAAAGCGUGCGGGAAGCGUUUCUGUCAGAGCGGGACGCUGCUGAUCCACAUGAGGACGCACACGGGCGAGAAGCGCUACUCUUGUAAAAUUUGUGAGAAGAACUUUACUCAGAGCAGUCACUUGUUGCGCCACAUGAGGACUCACGCAGACGAGAAGUCGUCCUACCUCGGACCGCGACACCUCUCCAAGGAUGAGGAGGUUCUCAUGAACCAGGAGAGGGACUCCAGCCUGAACCAGGAGGAACCAGCGGCUCGACGGAUCAAAGAGGAGGAGGAGGAGCUCAGCAUCAGCCAGGAGGGAGAGCUGCUCGUUCUGGACGAGGACAGCGACACUAUCAUGGUGACUGUUACGUAUGGGGAAAGUGACGACAGCGACCCAGAACCGGAGCGGGAGCAGCUCCCCUCUCACAGCUCUCCUGUGGCCGAGAGCCGAUGUCAGGACCGAGGCAACCACGUGGAAUCUGGAUCGGCUGUGCAAGCGAUGUACAACAACGUGGACAACGCCCUGAUAUUUAGCGGUCCUGUUUACAUGCAAGGCUUUAGGAACGAACCUCUGAUGAUGCAACAAGACAUAAUCGACCCGGACGAGAAGCCGUAUCCCUGCGAAAUAUGCGGGAAACACUUUCGUAAACGCUUUAAUCUGGAGAUCCACAUGAGGGCUCACACUGGCGAGAAGCCGUUCUCAUGUAACGUGUGCGGGAAAGGUUUCACUCGGAAGGACAGCGUGAUCCUGCACAUGAGGACCCACACGGGCGAGAGGCCGUUUAUCUGCGGCUUCUGCGGAAGGCGGUUCGGUCGGAAGGAUAAUUUGGCCUCUCACAUGAGGAUCCACACAGGCGAGAGACCUCACUCCUGUAAAAUAUGCGGCAAAAGUUUCUGCCAAAGUAACGACUUGUUGCGCCACACGAGGACUCACGCCGCCGAGAAGCCCGUUCCCUGCGACAUAUGCGGGAAAAGAUUUCGGGACGCCUCGACGAUGAAUUUCCACAAAAAGAGGCACAAAGCUGUGGCAGUAACAAUGCCUUCAGUUCAGUAUCUGAGAGAGUUUAUCAACGAGCGACUAACUGCUGCUGCUGAACAAAUAUUCUUGGAGUUUGAAAAAACGAUCGUCCAGUACGAGGAAGAGAUCGACCGUCAGCGCAGACUGCUGGAUAUCACCUGGAAACCCCAAAUCAAGCUGCACAGGACAGACGUCCCACAGCAACAUGUCAGUAGGGGGGAGGAGGAGGAGGAGGUUCUCCCUGAGCAGCAGCUCUGUGGCCAAGAGGAACCAGAACCUCCACAGAUUAAAGAGGAACAGGAAGGAGAGCCGCUGGUAGUGAAGGAGGAGAGUGUACACAUCAUCAUCUGGAACGAGAGCAGUCCUCAGCGUGAACAAGAGGACGUCACCUGCAGGCCACAGAUGAAGUCACAAAGGACAGACGUCCCACAGCAGCAGCUCUGUGACCAGGAGAGGAGCUCCAGUGUGGACCAGGAGGAACCAGAACCUCCACAGAUUAAAGAGGAACAGGAGGAGCUCUGUCAGGAGGUGAAGCAGGAGACUGAGACCUUCAUGGUGGAAGACAGUGAGAAAGGAAGCAAGGAUGUCGACUUAGGAUUAACUGUGAGUUUCAGUUCAAAGCCAAAAACGAGAAAUCGCAGACGUCUCGGUGCAGAUGACUCUCAGAGCCAGCGUCACUCUGACACGGCCAGCAAAUCUGUAACAUGUGACGUUUGUGGAAAAGGCUUCAAGUAUAAAUCCCGGAUGCAAAGACAUCAGAGAAUCCACACAGGCGAGAAGCCGUAUCCGUGUGAGAUGUGUGGGAAAGGUUUUUCUCAGAAGGAUGCUCUGACUGUGCACAUGAGAACACACACAGGUGAUAAGCCCUAUGUUUGUAACACCUGUGGGAAAAGAUGCUUGACCUCAUCGACCCUUACCCGGCACGCCGCGGUCCACACGUGCCAGAAGCCGUAUUCCUGUAAAACGUGUGGGAAAGGUUUUGCUCAAAAGUCUAUUUUGCUGGUCCACACAAGGGUGCACACUGGCGAGAAGCCCUAUCUGUGCAACAUCUGUGGGAAGAGAUUUUUUAAAUUGUCAACAUUUAACAUGCACAUGUUUAUCCACGCAGAUGAGAAGCCGUAUUCUUGCCAAACAUGUGGGAAAGGUUUUAAUCGAAGGACUGAUUUGUACGUCCACAGCAGAAUUCACAGAGGUGAGAAACCGUUUUGUUGCCCAACGUGUGGCAAGUCUUUCAAUCGGCGCAGUAAUUUAUUGUCCCACACAAAAAUCCACAUGAGUGACAGACCUCAUUCCUGCGAAACGUGUGGGAAGUCUUUCAGUCGAGGCAGUAAUCUGUUACGCCACAUGAGGUCUCACACAGGGGAGAAGCCUUAUGUUUGUAAGACCUGUGGGACCAGGUUCGCUGACUCAUCAUCACUUAAAAGGCACAAAGUGGUCCACACAGAGGAGGAGCUGCAAAAUGUGGAAGAAAAGCUUCUUUCCCUUUGGGCGCAUGCGCAGAAGAAGCAGGUUUGCAGCAGCUGCUCUCCUGAGGCGCGGACCGAGCUGGAGGACGGUGCAGUAUUCCCCCAGCUCAGUACUCGGGUUACUGCAGUAGUCAUGUGUACUCUCGAGUAUCUGAAGGAGUUCAUCCAGCGGAGGCUGACGGCAGCCGCGGAGGAGAUCUUCAGCGAGGUGGAGAAAACCUUCGUGCAGUACGAGGAGGAGCUCGAGCGUCACCGGCAGCUGGAGCGGAAGCUGCUCCGCACAGACGUCCCACAGCAGCAUGUCUGUGAGGAGGAGGAGGAGGUUCUUCCUGAGCAGCAGCUCUGGAACCAGGAGAGGAGCUCCAGUGUGGACCAGGAGGAACCAGAACCUCCACAGAUUAAAGAGGAACAGGAGGAACUGUGCAGCAGUCAGGAGGGAGAGCAGCUGGGACUGAAGGAGGAGACUGAUACCUUUAUGGUGACUGCUGCUGAGGAAAGUGAGGAAGGAAGGAAGCAGUUUUGUUGCCAAACGUGUGGCAAGUCUUUCAGUCGGCGCAGUAAUUUAUUGACCCACACAAAAAUCCACACGAGUGAGAAGCCCUAUUGCUGCGAAACGUGCGGGAAGUCUUUCAAUCGAGGCAGUAAUCUGUUACGCCACAUGAAGUCUCACACAGGGGAGAAGCCGUAUGUUUGUAAGACCUGUGGGACCAGGUUCUCUGAAUUCUCAUCACUUAAAAGGCACAAAGCACAUUUUGCACAGAGCUGCAAUAUGUGGAAGAAAAGUUAUAGCAUGUCCUUGAAAUCCACGUGAGAACCACACGGCUGAGAAGCCGUGACUGUGUCAGCGUUACUGCACCACGCAGCUGAGACGUGGUCGUCCUGAA